AUGUUGAUCUCGUUCGAAUAUCUUCUUACAUGUGCUGGUGAUGAGUUGGGUAUGCUUGAAGAUUCUGUUGAGGCAAUUCAUGCCCUAGAACAUGUCCAUGUACGCUUUGUACCUGCAACUAUAAACAAUAGUUUAUUGCAACCUCGUUUUUUUGGUACACGAUUUUAUUGUAAGGUCGCGAUACCCUUGCCUACUCAUACGUUUGCUCGAUUACCACAAGUUUUAAAAAAUGGUGCUGUAAUUCGUAUUCUACCAAUAGUAUUCAAUAUUGGUAUUGAUCAUCGAGCAUUAUUUGCACGAGCAAAGGAGUUCAACUUUUUUAACGCACCACCAAUUGAACAAAAUCUCAAUUGUAAAAGUCUAGCUAAACUCAAAGUCUACAUUAAUAAAAGUGUCGAUAAUUUACCAGACGACAUACCUCAUUUGAUGGAGUUGCUUGAACAUGCAAUCAAUUCAAACAAACCAAAAAAUGUUGAUAUUUUUCCACUUGCUGAAAAAAUUUGCCGUAAAGUAUAUGGAAUAAGAGUCACAGGUUGUAAAAGUGCUAAAGAUCGCACAUCAAUGGGCUUUACAUUAGAACAAGGUCAAUUACUUGUAAAUAAUCAUAAUGUUGAUCGACAUGAUCUGCAAGAUAUAAUUAGUCGAUUUCGACGUAAUGGUACAUCAAUUGAGAAUACACUUAUUAAUACAGGUGUUAAAGCGUACGCUUUUUCAACUAUUCAAUUAGUUACAUUUCCAGAAUAUUAUCGUGCUCCACCGGGCACUUACGGGAAUACUGAAACAUAA
Rotaria socialis is the source of this 786-nucleotide messenger RNA. NCBI's taxonomy places the organism in Eukaryota, Metazoa, Rotifera, Eurotatoria, Philodinida, Philodinidae. The record is from the annotation of a GenBank genome assembly.